AGGAAGUGGGUUGUGUUGCGGUGUGUGAGCUGAAUCUCCGAGCUGUUGGAGUAACAAUGUCUUCAAUUCCGUAUCUGAGAGAGCUUAUUAACGAGCGACUAACUGCUGCUGCUGAAGAAAUUUUCACAGAGAUUGAAAAAACGAUCGUCCAGUACGAGGAAGAGAUCGACCGUCAGCGUAGACUGCUGGAUAUCACCCGGAAACCCGAAAUAAAGUUGCACACAGCAGACUUCCAACAGCAGCAUGUCUUUAAGGACGAGGCAGAUCUCACUGACCAACCACUCCAGCCUAGUCUGCAUCAGAAGGAAUCAGAGUCUCUACAGAUUAAACAGGAACAGGAGGAACUCUGCAGCAGUCAAGGGGAAGAGCAGCAUGUACUGAAGCAGGAGAUUUAUACCCAUUUGUUGUUUCCUACUUAUAAGGAAAGUGAGCACAAUGAACCAGAACCAAACAGUGACCAGCUCCUCUCUCACAGCUGUCCUGAAACUGAAAGCCACAAUCAAAAAGAAAGCAAGAAUAUAGAUUCAGGGUCAAUUAGAAAUACAAACAGAAAUCACAGUAAUGAUGCAGAAGACUAUCUCCUGUCAGAGGGUCAUUACAAAACUGACACAGGUCAAAAAUCUUUCAAAUGUGAUAUUUGUGGAAAAACCUUUAAGAAAAGGUCCCAAAUAAAAGAGCAUUAUAGAAUCCACACUGGUGAGAAGCCACAUUCUUGUAAAAUAUGUGAGAAAUGUUUUGCUCAUAGGAGCAAUUUGUUGCGCCACAUGAGAAUCCACACAAAAGAGAAGUUACACUCUUGCCAAACAUGUGGAAAAUCAUUCAGUCAAACUAGUCAUCUGUUGGUCCAUAUGAGAAUCCACACAGGUGAGAAACCAUAUCCUUGUAAAACAUGUGGUAAAAAGUUCACACGAAGUAGUAAUCUGUUGGAGCACAUAAGAACUCACACAGGUGAGAAACCAUUUCAUUGUAAAAGAUGUGGUAAAAUGUUCACACGAAGUAGUAAUUUGUUGGAGCACAUGAAAACUCACACGGGUGAGAAGCCAUAUCCUUGUAACACAUGCGGGAAAAAGUUCACAUUUAGUAGUCAUUUGUUGGUGCACAUAAGAACUCACACAGGCGAGAAGCCAUAUCAUUGUAAAAUGUGUGGGAAAAUGUUUACACGUAAUAGUGUUUUGUUGCGCCACAUGAAAACUCACACAGGUGAGAAGUUAUAGCUGAAUCAAGAAAUCAUGUAAAUAGAACUUGUCUUACACAGCGAAGCAGUCUGAAAGAUCUUAAAAAAGCAGCACAUCAUGCUGGAGUUUUAAGAAAAAGCUGAGAAGUCACUGGCAUCCAUCAGCCCGGAAAGGGUUGCACACCAUUUCUAAGGCUUCGGGACUCCAGUGAACCACAGUGAGAGCUAUUAUCCACACAUGGAGAAAACUUGGAACAGUUUCCCAGGAGUGGCCUUGGAAGUACUGUACAUCAAAACCUGUAAGGUCAGUUUACUAACAUAUAUUUCCCAUCUGUGUCAGACGACACAGGCUUCAAAAUUCUCCAUAUGAAAACAUGAUGAAUAUCUAGGAGUAUAUUACACUUUACACUUUCUUUUGGUAAAAUGUCACAUUGAAAACUGUGGAAUUGAACUUCAAAUUUUGUUUUUUGCUGUGUAUUAUUAGAUGAAAUGAAUGACUGACUGACUCACUGAAUUACCAUUAGUGUCUUUUGAUUCAGUAACUGAAGUGUUGACUUAGUUUAUCAUUUGGAAAAUUAAGAUGACUUAUGUGUAUGUUUAGUCUGAUUGGGUUAUAUUUUAUAAUUCAUUGUUUAUUUCGGUUUUUGUUUUUGUUUUUUUUUAAGUUUUUAAAGAAUCUACAGUUAGUCAGACUUUUUUUUUUUAGCUAUUUAUUAACCGACAAAAAUAUUUAUCACAGAAUAUUAGCCAUUUGUGUGUUUGUUGUUGUUGUUGUUGUUGUUGUUCGGUUGUAGUUUGAUGAUUGGAAAGCCUGACCAAAGAAUAAGUUUUCUUUCAGUUCAUCAGUUUGUUCAUCUGCAUCUCUCUUAAAUUUUAAAAAGCAGCUCUGUGAGGUUUUGGCUUGUGUGUGAACUUAAAGUUUAUUUAAAAAUCAAAUGUACAAAACAUUUAAUGUCAGAAUGUAUUGUCAAAAUAAUUUUUUAUUUUCUGCUGUUGAAAGCGAUAAAUUAUUGUAUUGCCAGCCUUUUAUUAUGAGCAUGUAUGUUUUUUAAUUUUUUUCUCUCCAGCCUUUACAUGUGACACAGAUGAAAUAUAGAAGGUGUCCGGCAUGUUUUGGUAAAAGGCUCUGUAUAAAUACAGCCCGUUUUGAUGUUGAAUGUUGUCAGAGUUAGGUGUUUUUUCAAACAGUUGAAUUAAGUGGUUUUUGUAACUCGGAGCAUUAUCAGUGGUAGUAACCAGUGAUUAGUGCCUGUUCAUUUUCUUAUUUCAUGUAUUUAUUCUAACAGUAAAGUUUUGUAAAGUGAUAAUACAAAAGUGACAGAUUCACAAUGAAGUCUGCAGAUAACUCCAGAUGCUGCAGAUAGAAAAGUGAAAACUGUGAAGGGAAGAAGAGCUCAGUUCUAACAUGUAAGAGGUGCUUUACUGUUGCAGCCCACCUGCUGCAGGCUAAAGUCUGAUGUGAUUUUAGUAGUUUGAUCACUGUAAAUGUUUCAUAUUUACCUUCAUAUUUAUAGGGUGGACAGUAACUGUACAUUUACUCCAUGUACUCCGAGUAUAUUGUGAUUGAUAGGUUCAGAUCAUUUUAAUAACUCAGAGAACAAAACAACUCUUUUCAAACUUGCGCAAGGAGAGAUCCGUUCCUUGAACUCAGCUCGCGGCUGAGCGGAAGUUACCUGUCCCAAAGGACGGCUUCCUGCGCAGCGCUUUUAUUCGGACUCUC
This is a messenger RNA of Archocentrus centrarchus (flier cichlid), 2894 nucleotides long. Its product is annotated as zinc finger and SCAN domain-containing protein 2-like. Gene Ontology annotation, molecular function: RNA polymerase II cis-regulatory region sequence-specific DNA binding; DNA-binding transcription factor activity, RNA polymerase II-specific. The coding region runs from base 57 to 1214 and encodes 385 amino acids. The record is from RefSeq and is a predicted model, not a curated record. The transcript is spliced from 2 exons. Lineage: Eukaryota; Metazoa; Chordata; Actinopteri; Cichliformes; Cichlidae. Gene Ontology annotation, biological process: regulation of transcription by RNA polymerase II.